AUGGUGACGCGCCCCCUGUCCCCCCAGCAGAUCCUGAGCACGGUGGAGGCCCAGGCUCCCAGCGCCGCGGGGCCGUCGGGCUGCGGCCCCGUCCCCGUCCCUGUCCCCGUGGUGGCCGUGCCAGGCCCGGGGGUGGCGGCGGCGCUGCCCAACGGGGCCCCCCCGGGUCCCCCCCCCGUGGCCGACGACAGCAAAACCAACCUGAUCGUCAACUACCUGCCGCAGUCCAUGAGCCAGGAGGAGCUGCGGAGCCUCUUCGGCAGCCUCGGCGACAUCGAGUCCUGCAAGCUCGUCAGGGACAAGGUCACCGGACAAAGCCUGGGCUACGGCUUUGUCAACUACGUGGAGGCCGGUGACGCCGACAGGGCCAUCGGGGCCCUCAACGGCCUCAAGCUGCAGACCAAGACCAUCAAGGUGUCCUACGCCCGGCCCAGCUCCGCCUCCAUCCGCGAUGCCAACCUGUACGUGAGCGGCCUGCCCAAGGCCAUGGGGCAGAAGGAGAUGGAGCAGCUCUUCUCCCAGUACGGCCGCAUCAUCACCUCCCGCAUCCUCGUGGACCAGGUCACAGGUGUGUCCCGGGGGGUGGGCUUCAUCCGCUUCGACAAGCGCGUGGAGGCCGAGGAGGCCGUGCGGGGGCUGCACGGGCAGAAGCCCCUCGGGGCCGCCGAGCCCAUCACGGUCAAGUUCGCCAACAGCCCCGGGCAGAAAUCGGGGGGGGCCCUGCUGAGCCUCUGCCCCGGAGCCCGGCGCUACGGGGCCCUGCACCCCCCCCCGCAGCGCUUCCGCCUCGACAACUUGCUGAACGUGGCCUAUGGGGUGAAGAGCCCGCUGUCGCUGCUGCCCAGGUUCUCCCCGCUGGCCAUCGAGGCGGUGCCGGCGCUGGCCGGGGUGGGCCUGGGCACGCCCGGGCCGGGCUGGUGCAUCUUCGUCUACAACCUGGCGCCCGAGGCGGACGAGAGCGUCCUGUGGCAGCUCUUCGGGCCCUUCGGCGCCGUCACCAACGUCAAGGUGAUCCGCGACUUCGCCACCAACAAGUGCAAGGGCUUCGGCUUCGUCACCAUGACCAACUACGAGGAGGCGGCCAUGGCCAUCGCCAGCCUCAACGGCUACCGCCUGGGCGAGCGCGUGCUCCAGGUGUCCUUCAAGACCACCAAGCAGCACAAGGCCUGAGGGACCUUGAGGGACCUUCGGGGACCCCCAUGAGCACCAUGGAGACCACGGAGAAACCCAGCUAGAGACCUUGGGGACCUUCAGGGACCUUCAGGGACCCCCAUGAGCACCAUGGAGGAACCCAACUGGAGACCUUGGGGACCUUCAGGGACCUUGAGGGACCUUUGGGGACCCCCAUGAGCACCAUGGAGACCACGGAGAAACCCAGCUAGAGACCCUGGGGACGUCCAGGGACCUCCAUGAGCACCAUGGACACCAUGGAGAAACCCAACUGGAGACCUUGGGGACCUUGAGGGACCCCUGUGAGCACCAUGGAGAUCAUGGAGAAGCCCACAUGAAGACCAGGAGACCUCAGGGUCCCCCCCAUGAGCACCAUGGAGACCAUGGAGGAACCCAACUGGAGACCUUGGGGACCUUCAGGGACCUUCGGGGACCCCCAUGAGCACCAUGGAGAUCAUGGAGAAGCCCACAUGAAGACCUGGAGACCUCAGGGUCCCCCCCAUGAGCACCAUGGAGAAACCCAGCUGGAGACCCUGGGGACCUUGAGGGACCUUCAGGCACCCCCGUGAGCACCAUGGAGACCAUGGAGAAACCCAACUCAGGUCCUGGGCACCCCCUGCAUGGACACCAAGGACAUCCUGGGUCUCCAGGAGAUGGAGAAAAGCACCUGGAGACCUUGGAGACCGUGGGGACCCCCCCAUGAGUGCCACAGACACCAUGGAGACCCCCUGAGACCCCCUCCGUGGCCACUGGGGACACCGUGGGGACACCUGACGCACAGCCCGGACACCUGGACACCCUCACCUGUCCCCGACGGGCAUCCUGAGGACUCCUCCAGGUGCUGCAGGGCACUGGGAGGGGCCCUGGAAAGCCUGGAGACCCCCCCAGGACACUGUGGACACACCUGGGACCCCCCCCGGGUACCCCAAACCCCACCACUCCGGCAGUGGCCGGACCACCUGGAGCGGUGCCCCCCCCCUCACCUGAUCCAGGUGUGUCCAGGUGGGGGCUGUGCCCCCCCUUCCCUCCACUCCAGGACUCCAGCAGGGAAGGGGGGGGUGGGGGCAUCUUCUCACUCUCUCCUUCUUUCCACGUUUUCCCUUCAUUUUCUGGGGGAGGGGGAGGAAUUUUUGGGGAGGAAGAACAAAAAUCAGGAUGAAUCACGUGUUUAAUUGGACCUGUUACCCGUUAUCAGGUAAGGAGGAGCGUGACUGGCGCGGGGAGCGGCGACUCCUCGGGAGCCGCCGGCCCAAAUCCAUCUAUUUUUAUAGCAGAAUAUUAAAAAUAUCCCCCAAAAUCCCUGAAAUCGCCUUUCCAGAGGGGGUGAGAACCUCCUUUGUGCUCCCCGAGUUCCUUAGAAGCGGUUUGUGAACCCCAAGAGGGAUCAAGGCAAGUUUUGGGGGGUCAGAGGCACUGAAAUGCCAGGGAUUGCCCUGGCACCCCCGAAACUGGGAGGGAGGGGAUGUGUCUUGUCACACUUCCCCCCCCUCCCUUCCCAAAUUCUCCAAAAUGGGCGAUUUUUGCCCCAAAUUACUCCACUUGCCGGAGUUUGGAGCCUCCUGUUCAAAAAAAAUAAUCAAAGGGCGGAACCCCACCUGAAAAGCCCCAACCCUGAGUUCCCCCAUACUCCUUAUCAUUGUUAUUAUUCUUAAUUAUUCUUAAUUAUUCUUCUUAUUAAUUAUUAUUGAUGUUGUUAUUAUUCUUAUUCUUCUUAUUAUUAUUGCGGUUCUUAUUUAUUUUCCCUUCGCCGUCGGGAUAAUUUCUCACUUUUCAGUGGUUUAUUUCCCAUUUAUUUCCUAUUCUUCCCUGAUUUUUCCCCUGAUCCUGGCACUCCCCGGGACCCUCUUUUUUCUCCCCAGACCCUUCCCCAAACCCACCCCGGCUCCUGGUUUUUUUGUGUCGUGCCUGUGUGAAGCUUCUUGUAGUUUUAAUUAUUAUUAAUAUAAAUAUUUAGGAGCGACCCCCGUGUCCAGAUCCGCCAUCACACCCCCCCCCCCCCCCGCCCCAAACUCUGACCCCCCAGCCCCUCUUCCAGGGAUCCAGCCCCGGAAUUUGGGGAGGGGGGCCAGGGGACCCCCAAUUCAGUAGCAAUAAGGGGUCCCCACCUCAGCCCCGGCCCGUUUUUGGGGGGCCCGACGUGGGGACAAAAGGUGCCCAGGGACCCCCUUGUGGCACUGCGGGACCCCUCGGAGGGGACCGGGACCCCCCGGCCCCCACCCCUGGACUCGACUCUUUGUAUUUUUCAUGGAAAAAAAUCAAUAAAAAAACUUAAAAGGCAGAA
This is a messenger RNA of Haemorhous mexicanus (house finch), 3451 nucleotides long. RefSeq names its product ELAV-like protein 3. Gene Ontology annotation, cellular component: ribonucleoprotein complex. The record is from RefSeq and is a predicted model, not a curated record. The coding region runs from base 1 to 1170 and encodes 389 amino acids. Gene Ontology annotation, molecular function: RNA binding. NCBI's taxonomy places the organism in Eukaryota, Metazoa, Chordata, Aves, Passeriformes, Fringillidae. The transcript has 8 exons.